AUGCCGCAGUCCCCAAGCUCCAGACGCGGAGAGACGGAGCUCGUUGACGUUGACCCCAACCGGCCACCUGCUCCGGCGCCGGCCGCUCCUCCGCCGCCGCUGCCCGGAAUGGUCACCACGGCGAGGGAGGCGGACGCUUACUUCCUCUGGGAGCUGCGCAAGUACGUGCUGCUGCAGGCCAUGCUGGCGGCCAGCGUCACCUACUCGGCGGGCCUGAGUCCGCCGGGCGGAGUCUGGCCCGACAACGACAACGCCGGUGCACGCCUCGCCGGCGACCCGGUGCUCCAGGUCACUUAUGGCCGCCGCUACGGGAUCUUCUUCUACUUCAACGCCACCGCCUUCGUCGCCUCCAUCGUCACCAUCAACCUCCUCCUCAUGCAAUCCCUCAGCCGCCACCGCGGGUGGCUCCGCGCGCUCCAGGCCGCCAUGAUACUCAACCAGCUCGGCCUCAUGGGCGCCUACGCCGCGGGCAGCUGCAGGGAGCUGGCCAUGUCCGCGUACGUCGUCGCCCUCGUGGCCCUGGUCUCCUCCUAUGUCUGUGCCCACGUCCUGCUCUUCGUGCUGUGCGCCCUGAGGAGGCGCGGCGCCGGCGCAGACGACGCCAUGCCAGACGAAGAGCGUGGGACCGUGGAGCGCUCACGCAAGUACCUCCUCAUCUUCGCGACCCUUGUGGCGACUGUGACGUACCAGGCCGGGCUGAGCACGCCAGGCGGGUUCCUGUCGGACAGCCAGGACGGCGACCACCUCGCCGGGGACCCCAUGCUCCGCGGUCACCACCCGGACCGCUUCAUGGGGUUCUUCUACUUCAACACCACGGCGUUCGUGGCGUCUCUGGUGGUCAUCAUGCUGCUCAUGAGCCGGACCGUGACCCGUCACGGGUUCCGCUCGUGCGCCCUCUGGGUGUGCACGGGUGCAGCCUUGAUCGGCCUCACCGGUGCGUUCGCCGUGGGGAGCAGCAGAAGCGUCAAGACAUCCAUCUAUGUCGUUGCCCUGGUGGUUGCUGUUCUGUCGUACAUCGGCCUUCAGGUUCUGGUGUUCUUCUGCGAGCCUGUGAAGAACUGGGUUGACAGUGUCCAAGGCACGCUGCAAAGGUAUCUGAGACUGGACCAGAUCGAGCCACAGGAUCCCCGGGUUCGUGCAGUGCAUGAUCCACAUGAAACCGCCGAGGCCGACCAGCUUCUCCAGAAAUCCCGCAUGUACCUGCUUCUGCUAGGAAUCCUUGCGGCGAGCGUCACAUACCAAGCAGGGCUGAACCCACCGGGUGGCUUCUGGCAAGCAAAGGCUGCUGAUGGUGUGCAUCACUAUCUAGCCGGUGAUCCAGUUCUUCACAUCACAUAUCCACGGAGAUAUCUGGUUUUCUUCUACUGCAAUGCCACAGCCUUUGUCGCGUCAUUGGUUAUACUUAUCCUCCUCCUCAGCAACAUAUUCAGCACCCAAGGAAUCAAGUACUGUGCAUUGCAGGUCUCCAUGAUCAUGGACCUUCUUGGGCUGAUUGGUGCCUAUGCUGCUGGAAGUUGCAGGCAAGUGUCCAAAUCCGUGUAUGUCUCCGUGCUUGUCAUUCCAGUGUUCCUGUAUGUUGGCAUCCAUGUCAUGGUGUUCAUGUUAGAAGUCUUCCCAAAUAUUGCCAAAUGGAGGAAAAUUGUGAGGGACAGGCUGGAGGAAUCUGUGCCCAGAUGGCUCAAGAAGUUGUUUGAGCUGCCGCCAGAGGAAGAUGAGAACAUGAAGUGGAAACUGGAGAAGAGGCGCAAGCUUCUGCUGCUCCUUGCCAUUCUUGCAGCAAGCCUAACCUACCAGGCAGGCUUGAGUCCACCUGGCGGCUUCUGGCAAGAGAAUAAGACAGGCCAUGUCGUCGGCAACCCAGUGCUCAAUGACAACUACCGACGUCGUUACAUGGCUUUCUUUUACUGCAAUGCAACUGCCUUUGUCUCAUCUCUAGCCAUCAUCAUGCUGUUGGUGAACAGAAAGCUUUCGUCGAGAGGAAUACAGUCGCACGCGCUCAGCGUGUGCGUAGUCCUUGACCUGGUUGGGCUCAUGGGUGCAUUCGCUGCUGGGAGCUCAAGGAAGGUAUCCACAUCCAUAUAUGUCCUCGUCCUGGUCUUUGCAGUUCUAGUCUACAUCACGCUCCAAGUUGUUCUGGUUAUGUCCGAGUCGGUUGAGGGUCUCUUGCAGAGACUCCUGUCCUUCUUUGACAUAACAGAGGGAGAAGCUGGUUUCAUAUUGCCGCAUACAGCAGUCAACAAUGGAGGGCCACGAGAUCUCUGGCAUGAAAAGUUGCCCAAAUACUUGUUGCUCCUCGCAGCACUUGCAGCUACUGUCACCUACGAAGCUGCCAUGAACCCACCCGGUGGCCUCUGGGAUGAUGGCCAAACUGGUCACGUAGCCAGUGACCCGGUCCUUCGGAGCAGCUAUCCAAAUCGUUACAAGGCUUUCUUCUACUGCAAUGCAACUUCUUUCAUGGCGUCUCUUGUGAUUAUGGUCUUACUUCUGAUCAAGCGAGUAUGCAGAGAAAAGCAGGCCAUCUUGGCGUUGCACACCGCCAUGAUACUGAACUUGUUUGGCCUCAUGGGUGCGUAUGCUGCUGGAAGCUGCAGGAGACUGAGGACCUCUGCUUACAUCCUCGCAUUAGUGAUAGGAGUGUCUGUGUACAUUGUUGUUCUUGUCAUAGUGUCCAUAGGUAUCGCGAAACGGCUGAAAGGAGUAAUGGAUGAGCUAGUGGAACAAGUGAUCUGGUGCUUCUCUGUAGAAGAUUUGUAA
This is a messenger RNA of Miscanthus lutarioriparius, 2754 nucleotides long. NCBI's taxonomy places the organism in Eukaryota, Viridiplantae, Streptophyta, Magnoliopsida, Poales, Poaceae. The record is from the annotation of a GenBank genome assembly.